Molecule: messenger RNA, 1698 nt
Organism: Closterium sp. Naga37s-1
Lineage: Eukaryota; Viridiplantae; Streptophyta; Zygnematophyceae; Desmidiales; Closteriaceae
Source: the annotation of a GenBank genome assembly
AUGGAGGAAGAGGCUGGGCAUGCGGGGGAGGUGAGGGCGCAAGCGGACGUGGACAAGGCGGAAGACUCGCGGGGGGAGGGGGAGGAAACGCGGGAGCGCGGGGGGCCGGCCACAGGGCUGGGCGCAGAGGCGGAGGGCUCGGCGCACAGCCCGCAGGGGGGUGGCGCGGACGGGGAGGGGAAGGACAGGCGGAGGGGGAAGGAAGGCGGGAAAGAGUCCGCGGAGGGGGAUCAGGGCGCGGAGGAAGAGGGAAAAGACCCGGGGAUGGAGCUAGAGAUGAAGGCGGAGGAGGAUACGCUGGCGGAAGAGGCGGAGCAGGCAGCGGCGGAGGCGGAAGCGGAGGCGGAGGCGGAAGCCGCCGUGGCGGCAGCAGCCGCGGAAGCAGCGGAGGCGGAUGAGAAGAUGGGGGAGGGCGGGGAGAAGGGCGGAGGCGGCGGGGGAGGCGGAGGCGGAGUGGGAGGGGGAGGGGGAGGCGGGGGGAUGGAUGAGCCAUCGCAGAGGCCUCCGCAUGGGUCGGAGGUGUUUGUGGGGGGGAUUACGAGAGAUAUCUCAGAGGAGGAUAUUCGGGAGCUCUUCUCACAGAUAGGCGACAUUUAUGAGGUGCGCGUGCUCAAGGACAGGGAGACGGGCAACCUCAAGGGGUACGGCUUUGUGACGUUCUUCAACCGCCAGCAUGCCGACAAAGCCAUUGACACGCUCAAUGGCUCCGAGAUCAAGGGCAAAAAGCUGCGAGUGACGCCGUCGCAGUCCAAGUACCGCCUGUUCGUGGGCAACAUUCCCAAGAGCUGGUCACGGGACGACCUGCACGCCACGCUGGAGGCGGAGGGGAAAGGCAUCACCAACCUCGAACUGCUCAUGGACCCCAAGCUGCCAGGGCGCAAUCGCGGGUACGCGUUCGUGGAGUAUCACAACCAUGCGUGUGCGGAGGUGGCGCGGCGGCACAUGACGGCGCCGUCCUUCCGCCUCGCAGGCAACGUGCCCACUAUCAGCUGGGCCGAACCGCGCUCCGAGCCCGACCCCUCCGCCAUGGCGCAGGUGAAGGUGAUAUACGUGAAGGGCAUAUCGGAGAAGGUCACAGAGGACGAUCUGAAGGAGGCGUUUCAGCGCUUUGGCGAGGUCACACGGGUCAUCCUGCCGCCCCCGCGCCCGGGGCAGCCAAAGCGCGACUUUGGGUUUGUGCACUUUGGAGAGCGGGCGGACGCACUCAAGGCGAUUGAGACGCAGGAGAAGGUGCUGGUGGAUGGCAAGGAGGUCGAAGUAUCUCUAGCCAAGCCCCCCCCAGAGCGCCGCCCAGGCCCUGGGGAACCCCCCUACCCGCCCCGCUCCGCGCCAGGUGGGGGAGGGGGCAACGGGGGCAGCGGUCCGGGAGGCGGCAGCAACACAGGGGGCGCUUCAGGCCUGCAUCCCCAAUACCGCUCCGGAUAUGGCUAUGGGGAUAUAGGAGGGGGCGAAGGGAGGGCGUAUGGGGGAGGUGGCGGGGGGUAUGGGGGGAGGGAGAGGGGCGGGGAGGGGGCGUAUGGGGCUUAUUCGAGGAGCUUGGGGGAGAGGGGCGGGGGCGGGGGAGGUGGCGGGGGAGGGGGCGGGGGAGGGGGGUUUGGGUCGCAGGUGCCGUUUAUAUACGGGAGGGGGCCGGCGCCAGCUGGCAUGGUGAUGGUGCCGAUGAUGCUGCCCGAUGGACGGCUGGGAUACAUCCUGUGA